This is a messenger RNA of Mytilus trossulus (common blue mussel), 1392 nucleotides long. RefSeq names its product delta(14)-sterol reductase LBR-like. The record is from RefSeq and is a predicted model, not a curated record. Gene Ontology annotation, biological process: cholesterol biosynthetic process. Gene Ontology annotation, molecular function: Delta14-sterol reductase activity. Gene Ontology annotation, cellular component: endoplasmic reticulum membrane; nuclear inner membrane. The transcript is spliced from 7 exons. Bases 30 to 1301 code for a protein of 423 amino acids. Lineage: Eukaryota; Metazoa; Mollusca; Bivalvia; Mytilida; Mytilidae.
UAAAGAUAUCUUAUCUACGUUUGAAGAAAAUGGACAUCACACGGAAGAGAACAUUAAACCAGCCCACAGAUAAAGCUGAGAAAGCAUCAACAGAUGAUGAUAACACAGCGACAUCUAAAUCCGCAGUCUUUUUCACAUUGUUCUUCACAUCAUGGAUAUUUGUCAUUGUUGAAAAGUGCAUCAAAGGCAAUUGGAGCAUAAUUGCAGUUCCUAGAUUUCCAAGUGAUGUCAACAGUUACAUUGAAAUUAAAACCUUUGCAAUUCUCACCGUGUGGUUUGUCCUGCAAUGCAUACUGUACAUGCUGCCCUUUGGUGGCGAAUUAGUUGAUGGACUCCAAAUUAAAGAAUCUAGAAUCAGACUUAAAUAUCGACUGAACGCAUUCUUUGUACUAACAGCAAACAUCAUCGGCUUUUUAAUAGCUUUAUUGUCUGGAAUUCGAGUGACAUCAGUGUUCGAUAAACUGCUACAGAUGACCACCUCUGGUGUUCUGUUGAUUCUACUUUCCAGCAUUGUAUUGUACCUCAGAGGUAGUAAAUCUGAUAAAACUGGAAAUGGUUUCAACGAUUGGUUCAACGGAGUAGAAUUAAAUCCAAGAUGGGGAUUGUUCGAUCUGAAAUAUGUUUGUUUUAGAAGUGGUAUUAUUGGGUGGAUUUUAAUGAACUUUAUCAAUAUAGCCAAGGCCUUUGAUAAUGGAGAUAAACCAUCCGUUACUUUACUGACAGUGGCAGGGUUUCAACUUUUAUAUGUUGCUGAUUACUUUUGGUUUGAAGAUGGCAUCUUGGUUUCGAGAGAUAUUGUCCAUGAACAUCUUGGAUACAACUUAUUAGUACAGUUUUUGAUGAUCCCGUUCUGUUUUGCUGUACAAACACGUUACCUGAUGAUGACGAAAUGUGAAUUACCAUGGUAUUGUCUUCUUGCCGUGAUAAUAUUAAAUUUAAUAGGAUAUUGGAUAUACAGAGGAAGUAAUUCAGAAAAGAACAACUUUCGAAAGAAUCCAAAUGACCCACAGUUCGCAAAUUAUGAAGUAAUUCCUACGUUAACCGGAAAGAACCUCCUUGUUUCUGGGUGGUGGGGUAUAUGUCGACAUCCAAACUAUCUAGGCGAUCUAAUCAUUUCAUUGACAUAUGCACUUCCGACAGGUUUCAGUUAUUUCCUGCCUUAUCUGAAUCCAUUGUUUCUGUUUGUGAUGUUAGUCGGAAGGGAACGUACAGAUGGCGACGAGUGUAGAAAGCGUUAUGGAGAAGCUUGGGAAACAUACUGUCAUCGUGUCAAAUAUAGAAUUAUUCCAUAUGUAUAUUAAAAUAAUUAUAACAUGGUGUUUGCAUUUAGUUAACAAAUAUUGUAAAUAAAGUUUACCCGCAAAAUCUAUCAAACAGCAAAAUGUAAACAGA